Molecule: messenger RNA, 2024 nt
Organism: Capsicum annuum
Lineage: Eukaryota; Viridiplantae; Streptophyta; Magnoliopsida; Solanales; Solanaceae
Product: B3 domain-containing protein Os03g0120900
Exons: 1
Coding region: 510-1643 (377 amino acids)
Molecular function (GO): DNA-binding transcription factor activity; DNA binding
Source: RefSeq, a predicted model, not a curated record
GUCUUGAAAAACGUCCAAUCAGAUUAUUGGUGGGUUGGUCUCUCUCUCUUUCUCUUUCAUUCUUGAAGGAGUAGUAAAAAGAAAGAAUAAUUUAAAGAAAAAAUUGCCUAACUUGAUAAGAUUCCAGCAGGAAGAAAAUCACCACAUAUGAUAUGAAGGCAUCAUCAUCAUCAUCUCUUUACCUGAUUAAGGUUUCUUGUACUGCCACUCUCUAAUUUCUUCUUUAGCUAACAACAAAAUAGAAAAAAGCUAGCACCAAAUUGCCAACCCUUCUUUAAUACUAAGUAGUACUAGUACUAUUAUUGUAAUUAGGGCUGAUGGGAAGCUAGACAAAUCCAUUCUUUCUUCUUUCACAAACUGUGUACCUUAUCAUUAUCAUCAAGUUUAAUUUCAAGUCUUUAUAACCCUAGCUAGCUGAACCAUAUAUUUGAUUGAAAAUUAGUUGUACUACUACUACUACAUACUGCUCCUCUUGACAAUUUUUUCUAGAUCUAUACCUUUGAUAGAUCAUGAAUUUCUUUGGUAGUAGAAGGGAGAUCCAACAAGAAGAAGCUGACUCUUCAAAAGGUAUGUGCCCUUUCUCUUCUUCAGCAUCAUCCUCUUCUUACCAACAGAAAAGGCCGAGCAGCAACGAGAGCAGUACGGAGCUUAUGUUGAUGGAUUCUUCGCCUGUAGAUGGAGGCGAAGACCCUCAUCAUCACCCUGGCAUGAUUGAGAGGGAACAUAUGUUCGAUAAGGUAGUGACCCCUAGUGAUGUGGGGAAGCUCAAUCGUUUAGUCAUUCCAAAACAGCACGCGGAGAAGUACUUCCCUUUGGAUUCCUCUAGCAACGACAAGGGGGGACUCCUAUUGAAUUUCGAAGACAGUAAUGGGAAGCCUUGGAGGUUCAGGUAUUCCUAUUGGAAUAGUAGCCAGAGCUAUGUAAUGACGAAGGGAUGGAGUCGUUUUGUCAAGGAGAAAAAGCUAGAUGCUGGAGAUAUAGUUUCAUUUCAGCGCGGCACUGGUGAAUUGUCUAAGCAUCGUCUCUUCAUAGACUGGCGCAGGCGUCCUGAUCAUGACAUUAACAAUCACUAUAUGCUUCCCCCUCACCAUUUCUCUAAUGGGAGACUCUUCCCUUUACAUCCAUAUCCAACAACCUAUUCGCAUAAUUUGCUACUCGAAGGAGGAGGCAGCAGCAAUAUUAGUAUCACUCAGCGACCUAACUAUUAUAAUCCACAUAGUUACAUCUAUGGAAUUGGUGGUAACUCCAAUAAUACUACUACUACUAGUACUCCUUACUACAUGAUGAGUACUAGUUUCAACAACAAUAGCACUAUGGCUACAAUGGUAAAUGGAAACCCUUUCAAUAAUGUGAUGAUGAGAUCAGGAGCGGCCGAGCAAGGCUGCAGUACUAAUAGAAGUGUUGUGGAGCCAAGGGUGUUCAAUUCGGUGCCAGUGGUUCAAGGUAAAGUGGCAGCAAAGAGACUCAGGUUGUUCGGAGUGAAUAUGGAUUGCCCCAUGGAUCACUCUGAUAUGUCAUCUAUCCCAACAACAACAACUUCUUCUUAUUUGCAAUUUUCAUCUUCGUUAAGGAAUUUUAACAACAGCCCAAUGCCCUCUGAAGAAUCAUCUGAAAAAGGCAAGUCCUUCGAUUUGGAUAUUUGAUCGAUCUUCUAUAUACUCUAAUGUUUAAUUUCUCUACCCCCCAGAAGGGACCAAAUUACAAGUAAGGAAGAAAGAAACAUUAAGAAAAACAUACAGAGAUCAAUUGAAGGGGGUUCCUGAUUAGUCCUAAUUUGGGAAUUAAGGAGGACAAAUUAGCACAUUGAGUCCAUUUCAUUUUAACACAGUACUGCUCAUGAUGCCAAUGUUCAUGGGAAUUAGUCUUUGAGGUUGAAAGAUUACUAAUUUCAGGUUCAAUUUGUGUAUAUUUAAUACUAUCUAGUUAAUUCAUAUAUGAUGAAUUACUACUAUUGCUAGAUCUUCUUAAUGCUGGUUAUUUUAUGUUUGAUUUUCUCAAUUGCUCAGGGCAGGAUUUGACCCUCA